AUUUUCCCUAAAUUAAAACACACACAUUACACAGUGUAUACCAUACUCAUCUGCUGUAACUGGUGAGGUUUGGGAUGGCUUCCUCCUCCCUCACCAUUUACUUGUCUCACCGAACACCUCGGAAAUCACUUCUACAUUGUAGCCGUGGUGUUUACAUGACUAAAUUGUACUUGCCCAACACGACCAACCAGUUUCAUUUCAGACCACUCUGUUGUGUUAAUGGCGGCGCCCAGAAUGCGGAUGUUUCAAGUUCCGAAAAUGAUUGCACAAAAAUUGAAGGAGAAAGGAAUGCCAGUCCUGGACAAACAGCACUCACAUCCACAGAGAUGUUGGAGAAACUGAGGAGCUAUGGACUUGCAGGAUUACUAUCAUAUGGCCUAUUAAAUACUGCUUAUUACUCUUUUACCUUCCUACUGGUGUGGUUCUAUGUUGUACCAGCACCUGGAAAACUUGGUUAUCUCGCAUCUGUCAAAAGAUUUUUCAAGUUACUAGCAAUGGUAUGGGCAGGUAGUCAAGUCACCAAACUAAUCCGGGCAGCCGGGGCUUUAGCACUUGCACCUUUUGUUAAGAAGGGAUUGUCAGGGUUCACUCUCAAGUUCAAGUUUCAGUCAGAAGGCAAGGCUUUCAUGGCAAUUGUUGGAUGUUGUUUUGGGUUGGCAAUGGCUAUAUUUCUUAUUGUGACUUUGCUUUGGGCAUAAUGCUACUUCACCAGUUUAAAAAUAAUGCUACCUUGCCAGUUGGAAUUAUUUAUUGUAACCAUGUAUCAGUCCAUAUGAUACUCUAAUUACGACUUGGUAGAUUAAUUCAAGUUACUCCAAGUCUCUAACUGCGAGAAACAGACAGUACUCUUUGCAAUAUUAUACCGCCUUAUACUUUAAUUGCACGAA
This is a messenger RNA of Daucus carota subsp. sativus, 887 nucleotides long. RefSeq lists its product as uncharacterized. Bases 75 to 698 code for a protein of 207 amino acids. The record is from RefSeq and is a predicted model, not a curated record. Lineage: Eukaryota; Viridiplantae; Streptophyta; Magnoliopsida; Apiales; Apiaceae. The transcript has 9 exons.